Molecule: messenger RNA, 408 nt
Organism: Aspergillus terreus NIH2624
Lineage: Eukaryota; Fungi; Ascomycota; Eurotiomycetes; Eurotiales; Aspergillaceae
Exons: 3
Coding region: 1-408 (135 amino acids)
Source: RefSeq, a predicted model, not a curated record
AUGCCUUCAGAUCGCGAGUCACUCACGGAGGACGAGAGACACAUCCUCCGGACCUACGGCAGGCUCCCACGACAAGGUGUACAGCAAUCAAAGGGACGGCAAUACUUUGAUUCCGGGGAUUAUGCACUUUCUGCCGCCAGUAAAGCAGACGAUAGUGGUCUUACACAAACCGGCACGGCCCAUCCUCUACGUGAAAGCAUUUCGCGCCCCUAUGCCCCAGUUCCUACUGCUAGUAAUAUCAGCAAGGAUGCAUAUAAAGACAUUAAUGUUCAAAAGAGCCCGAGUCCAGAAAUAGUGGAAAGUCCUCUUCACCAGAGAACGAACGCUGGAAAUAACAAGACUGAAGGCAAUGAAGAUGAACAACAGGCCACAGCCAAGGCACUGAACAUGACCGACAACACAAGGUAA